AUGACAAUUACAACGAACUCAACAGGUUCUGGGCCCAGAAGAGGCUUGCUAUUCGACGGUAACGAAAGCAAAUAUGAGUUGUGGGAAGUAAAGUUCCUGGGCUAUACGCGGCUACAAAAGCUAUAUAAAGUAUUCGUGCGAGACGCAAGCGAGAAAGACCCACCAGACGCCUCGACGCGAGCUGAUGCUUUUGCUGAACUCGUGCAAUGUCUGCACGAUAGAAAUUUAUCGCUAGUGGUACGAGACGCGAGAGACGACGGGAGGAAAGUGCUAGUUCUCAGACAGCACUACCAAGGGAAGGGAAAGCCACGUAUAAUUUCGCUUUAUACCGAACUUACAUCGCUAAAGAAAGACGAGAACGAGCCAAUAUUCGAUUAUGUCAUACGAGCCGAGUCAUUUGCGACAGCGUUACGAAAUGCCGAGGAAGCUAUCGGCGACGCAUUGUUAAUCGUAAUGGUUUUGAAAGGUUUACCGAGGGAAUACGACACGUUUGCCACGGUAGUUGUGCAAAGAGAGAAACAAAUGACUUUCGCCGAUUUCAAGAGCGCGCUACGAAGCCACGAGGAAAGCGCAAAGACACAUGGUGGGAAGGCUGCGAGCGCGGGGGAGAAUAUUAUGUUGACGAAGCAGAAGUUCGAUGGGAACUGUUUUAAAUGCGGGAGAAAGGGACAUAAAAGCGCGGAGUGUUGGUCGAAGAGAUCGGAAAGAUGGUGUAGCAACAGUAAAAGUAAAACCCACGAGACGGCAAAGAAUUGCCGGAAGAAGAAAGAUGCGGCGAAGACAGCAGCCGAGAAAACAACGUCAAGUGAGAACAAUGAACAUACGUUUGCCUUUACAUCCAAGGACACAAUUAAUAAAUCAGGUGUAAAUAAUAAGAGUAAUUCUAGUUUAUUAGUAGAUACAGAAGCCACAAGUCACAUUAUAAAUGACAAAUCAAAAUUUGUGGACUUUGAUAAAGAAUAUAAUCCUAGUGCGCAUGUCAUAGAACUCGCUGAUGGCAGUAAAGCCAACGUACUAUUAGGCAAAGGAAAUGCCAAAGUUAAACUUUAUGACGUCAAUGGUAAUGCACGUGACGUAAUGUUAAAUAGCGCAUUGUAUGUUCCGUCCUAUGAUCAAAAUAUUUUUUCAGUGCAUGCUGCGAUAGAAAGGGGGGCCAGUAUUAGUUUAGAUAAGCAGGUGAAACAGCUCAAAUGUCCUGAUGACACAACGUUUGGAAUGCAUGGAACAAAGAGGUAG
Messenger RNA from Paramuricea clavata, 1236 nucleotides. Lineage: Eukaryota; Metazoa; Cnidaria; Anthozoa; Malacalcyonacea; Plexauridae. The record is from the annotation of a GenBank genome assembly.